Molecule: messenger RNA, 720 nt
Organism: Hypoxylon trugodes
Lineage: Eukaryota; Fungi; Ascomycota; Sordariomycetes; Xylariales; Hypoxylaceae
Exons: 3
Coding region: 175-435 (86 amino acids)
Biological process (GO): mitochondrial respiratory chain complex IV assembly
Cellular component (GO): mitochondrion
Source: RefSeq, a predicted model, not a curated record
CCAACGUCAUUCGAUUUAGGGGCAGCUUCAGUCAUUUCAUUUUUAUUUUAUUUUAUCGCCUACUCAUUCUGGACGAAGUCAAUCAUAUAAAAAACCAAUGUACAAUGGAAUUAUAGUAUAAAACGAGCAAAUCUGAUUCACCCAGUCACUCGCUACAUAUAAGUAUCGGACAACAUGUCUCGCGCCUCAAAACUCACAUUGGCGGGCACUUCGCUUUUCGCCGUCGGUACGGUCAUCAUGGUGCAUUUCCAACAGCAAAUGGAGAAAGAGGCUAUGCAUCAAGGUGUUGUGCGGGAUAUGGAACAACAACGUAUUAAGAGGGAACGUCAACUAGAUUUUGAUAUGCAAAAGGCAUUGGAAGAAGAGUAUAAGAAGGGUCAAACCGUUCGAGACAGCACAGCAGAAAUGGAAACCAAGCAAUUACCGGAUCGGUAGCCUCGACUACGACUGCCUACCUAGGUAUUCAUACACUUAGCUUGGUCACUCCAGGUGCCAUAUUCGCCAAAUCGAUAUUAGACGCCUAUCUUAAAUCUGAAGCGCGUCAUUUGGAAGGAUGAUGGAAUUAUUCCCAGCGAUCGAGCCCAAGUAGUUCGACAUAACGUAACAAGUUACGACUCCUCUCAUAACCAAACGUCGUAGGCAGGAUUCGCUUCACUCUGUAAAACAUUAUAUUACACAGCCCGUCCAUAACAUCAACAUUGUAUCAUUGUAGCUAAAAUU